AUGUCCGUGCUAUCUUUCUCCGACAUCCUCGCCCAAAGGCAGAAGUCGGCACGCCUGGCCGGAACAAUCGCACCAGUCACAACUUCAGAGAUGUUCAAGAGUCCAAGGUGUUUUCAAAAGCCACCAGCCAAGUCCUUUGAACAUCGACUGAAUGUCGAAUCCAAAUCUCGUGGUGCAGCAACCCUAAAAGCAGCCGGCGCUGAGCUUAACGCCGAUGUCAUUAGCCUUGGAACUGGAAGACCCUCCCCAGAAUACUUCCCAUUUCUCAAAAUGUCUUUAGAAUUUCCUGUCGGUACUGCUGGAUACACCACCGAGAAUACUGAAUCUUACUCAGUGGGCAAAUACGAUAUUCAGAGCAAGAAGUCCACAUUCGACCUUGCGGUGUCCCUCAACUACGGCUAUAGUGCAGGGUCCGAGCAACUCAUACGGUUCCUGACUGAGCACGUCGACGUUGUGCACAAUCCACCCUACUUGGACUGGCAAUGCUCUCUAACUGCUGGAACCACUUCAGCCAUUGACUGUGCCUUUCGAACAUUCUGCGACCGGGGAGACUUCGUCAUCACGGAAGAAUAUACUUAUUCUGCAACACUUGAAGCUGCACGGCCUCUUGGAAUCCGCACUGUCGGUGUUCCGAUGGAUGAUCAAGGUCUGUCAGCAAGCCAUCUCGAUGCAUUGCUUUCGCAGUGGAAUCCAUCCGAGCGAGGCGCAAGAAAGCCUUUCUUGCUUUACACUAUCCCAACAGGUCAGAAUCCCACCGGUGUCACACAGAGCAUUCAAAGACGCAGGGAAAUUUAUGCAGUUGCCGAGCGACACGAUCUGUUUAUAAUUGAAGAUGACCCUUAUUAUUUCCUACGCCUUGGACCCAAAGCACCUGUUCCCGCAACAAAUGGACACCAGUCAAAGUCCGAUGCCGCAGAUGAGGUCGAGUUAUUCCUGCGCGACCUCAUCCCGUCCUUUCUUUCCUUGGACGUUUCCGGACGCGUACUCCGCCUCGACUCGACAUCCAAAAUCCUUGCCCCCGGAUUGAGAUGCUCAUGGAUGACAGGAUCCGCUGAAGUUAUCUCUCGCUUUCUCUAUCUGCAUGAUGCGACUAUUGUGUGCCCAAGUGGGCUCUCUCAGCUGGCCGUACAUACGCUUUUGGAUGAGGUUUGGGGCCACGAGGGUCUCAUCAGAUGGCUUGUUCACUUGCAGAAUGAGUAUACUCAGCGACUCAAUGUGAUGCUUCAGUCAUGCGAAGAACAUCUUCCUGGAGAUAUCUGUUCUUGGCGGACGCCUGAGGCUGGCAUGUUCCAUUGGAUCAAAAUCGAUUGGCGAGCACACCCGCUGGCUUCUAGCUCUACCAGGUCCGAGCUCGAAAGGGUGAUUGAUAUAGAAGAUCGACUUUAUUCCAAGGGAUUGAAGAUGGGGGUCAUGUGUUGUAAAGGAAGUGCAUUCCAUGCGGAUGAGGCGGGAGAAUGCGAUAUGUUUUUCCGUGUCACCUUUGCGAGCGCUUCGCUUUCUCAGAUAGCGGAAGCAAUUGCGAGGUUUGGAAAGGCUAUCCGUGAAGAGUUUGCGAAGGCAACUUGA
Molecule: messenger RNA, 1566 nt
Organism: Penicillium verhagenii
Lineage: Eukaryota; Fungi; Ascomycota; Eurotiomycetes; Eurotiales; Aspergillaceae
Product: aminotransferase-like domain-containing protein
Exons: 1
Coding region: 1-1566 (521 amino acids)
Biological process (GO): L-tyrosine biosynthetic process; aromatic amino acid catabolic process
Molecular function (GO): aromatic-amino-acid:2-oxoglutarate transaminase activity; L-2-aminoadipate:2-oxoglutarate transaminase activity; pyridoxal phosphate binding
Source: RefSeq, a predicted model, not a curated record